Molecule: messenger RNA, 742 nt
Organism: Beta vulgaris subsp. vulgaris (sugar beet)
Lineage: Eukaryota; Viridiplantae; Streptophyta; Magnoliopsida; Caryophyllales; Amaranthaceae
Product: calcium-binding protein CP1
Exons: 1
Coding region: 119-619 (166 amino acids)
Molecular function (GO): calcium ion binding
Source: RefSeq, a predicted model, not a curated record
UACAAAAACCUCUAUAAAUACCUCUUCAAAAUCCCUUACUAUUUCCUGAACUUUCUUUCCCCUUAAUAAAACAAAAACAACCUCUCAAAUUUCCAACUCCUUUCUAUACAUAAUCACAAUGUGUCCUACCGGAACUUCCUUACCUCCGACGAACAUUUCCGGCGAAGCCACGUCAGAUUUCCGGCAAGCAUUCGAAGUCAUCGACGUUGACCACGACGGAAAAAUCUCCGGCGAAGAUCUCCGAUCAUUCUACGCCGCAAAUUCCGGCACCGUCGACGACGAAGAAAUGAUAAAAUCAAUGAUAUUGGUAGCCGAUGCGAAUAAGGAUGGAUACGUGCAAUACGACGAGUUUGAGAGGGUUUUAAACAAGGGGAGAACAAGGAGAGAGAAAAGCUACGGUGACGGAGGGGUGAUGGAAGAGAUGUUUAAGGUAAUGGAUAAAGAUGGUGAUGGAAAAUUAGGGGUUGAUGAUUUGAAGAGUUAUUUAAGGUUGGCUGGAAUUGAGGUUGUUGAUGAUGAGAUUAAGGCUAUGAUUAAAUUGGGGUGUGGUGGUGGUGAUGAGAGAGAUGGUGUUUCUUUUAAUGGCUUUCUUGAUAUUUUGGCUGUUCAUGAGUUUUAAAGUUUUAGUGGUGGUGUUUUUUUUUUUUGUUUGAGAAAUUUUUGUAGUGAUUUUCACAAAAGUGGAAAUGGAUUUUGGGUAUGAAUGUGAUAUAAUAUAUUAACAAAAUUUUGUUGUAUGCCA